Messenger RNA from Stylonychia lemnae, 1233 nucleotides. Lineage: Eukaryota; Ciliophora; Spirotrichea; Sporadotrichida; Oxytrichidae. The record is from the annotation of a GenBank genome assembly.
AUGCCUACAGCUGGAGCCCCGGAUCUUGCAGGAUAUUCUCAUGAAGAUAUUAUGAAAUUGUACUAAUAGUUAAUGAGCGGCUAGGUUCCACCUGAUCUAUAGAAUCAAUUUGAAAGUUUUGUUGAUGCAAAUGGAAAUCCAAUUAUAGAUGCAGAAGGUGGUGCUAUGAUCUAGCCAUAACCUGGAUUCGUAGUAAAAACAAAAGAUAAAAAUGGACAGAAAGUUUUCAUUAAUAUGACCACUCAUGAUUUAGUAGACCCUUUUGAGGAAAAACCAAUUCCUGAAGGUGAUAGAGAAAAGUUUGGAGAUUCAGAGAGUGGCAUCCGUAUUCCUCUGUCAAUGGGUUAAUUAAGAGAAGACUUUGAUAAGAAGGGAGAGGCUGCCUAGGUAUGCGAUGUUAUUUGGAACCCUAAAACUAUUGAGAGAUGUAAAAUAGAUGCCUAAUUUAGACAGAUUGUUGUUGAGUUAGCUUUUAACUACUAUGCACAGAAAUUUAAUGUGGAAUUGGACUUGAGAUUUACUUUACCAAAAAUGAAAUAUAAAGGAAAGACUAUUCAAUAUUAGAGAGUGAGAGCUAAAAAGGCACCUAAGAUUCAGGAGAUGGAAAUGUCUGAGGAGGAAAGAAAGAACCUAGAGGCUAAGGGACUUGAAUAAGUGAAAAAUAAAGUAUAAGAGGUAGUAGAAAAGACUCCAGAAUGGUAGUUAUAUUGUAUUUUGAAACAAGAAAAUGAAUAGAAGUAGGAAUACCUAGAGAGGUUUGAUUAGGAAGAUUUUUGGAAUAAUAUGGUAAAUGAAUUGGUUAGGAAAUCAGAUGAGAGUGGAGUAGGUGAUAGCUAAGAUCGAUUCAAUACCCUAGCUUAAACAUUUAGGCUGCCAGAGGAAGUAGAUUUAGUAGAAGAAUUUGAUGGGACAAAUCAUGAACUUGCUCAGAAGUUAGUUUUUGUAAUUUCACUACCGAUCCUUAAGCAUGCCAAGGUACUUUAGGUUAGAGUGUCUAAUGAGGUUGUAGCAAUCAGAGUGCCACAUUUAUAUAAAUUAGAACUUGGACUUCCAAUUUAAGUAGAUAAUUAAUCCGCUAGAUCUUAUUUUGAGGGCAAGCUAAGAAAACUUUUCGUAAUUCUGAGUUUAAAACCAACUUUAAGCUAGUAAGAUUAAUCAGAGUCACUGCCAAGUAAAAUAGAAAUUGUCGAUACAAAGAAACUUGAGAAUGAUCUUCUGUUUGAUGUUAUUUGA